AGAAACAACUGUUCUCUCAAGAAUGAAAACUAGAGUUUUCCUAAAAAAUUAGGAAGAUGUUAAGGUACCAUAUGGAACUAACGAAUAGAGGAAGUCAUGGUGAAGAACCAAGCAAUCUGUCGACUCUCAUCAAAAUAAUUGACAAAUAAGUCAGAAUCGAAACAUGGUUUUCUUUUUUUAUGAUGGGCAUAUUCCUAUUCUUUCUUUUUCUCCUUUUUUUUUCUUUCAACUAAAGUAACACUAAUUGGAAAAAUGUUUUCUUGUUAAACAAAUUUAACAUUCAUUCAAAAAAAGUGAGAACUUUACUAUCUUUUUGAUGAGAUUAAUUAAUAUCAUCCACUAACAUAUUAACAUCUCUAGAACCAGUUUCUCAAAACAUUUUAAAGUCUUCCGUGAAAGAAACUCAUCCUUUUUUUUAAUUACUUUAAUUUUUUCAUUCUUGAGAAACCCACACAGAUAUUAUCAUUGUAACUGCUUUAAAACUGAUAUAUGCAUAUUUUAGGAAUUAGUAUAAACGAUUGAAUCUAAAUGCAAUAUAAUACGUGACAAUCAGCGAACGUAUUGUUUUGUAUAGACAUUAAUACAUUUCUUUAAAACACUAUUACACAUUAAUCAUUGUUAUGAUCUGUGACAUUCAACAAUCAUAAACAUCGCACUAAACCGGAUUGGUUAAACUGCGAAGUUGGUACAAGAAUUAGAAGAAGGAGAUAACCGGGUUGGUUAUUAGAAGUCGGCUUCUGGUUCAGAGAGUACCGGUCUCCUUUAUAUAUCGAAGGAGAGAGGAGGAGUUAGUUACAACGAGAAGAUUCAGCUGCAUUCAGCUAGAAAGAAUAGACUUUACAGAAUCAGAGAAAGAUAGAAGAUUGUUCUUGAGUUUGCUGUGAUUGUAUCUCUUGAUCAUCUUUCUUGUAUACUUUCGGAGUGAUUAGUGAAGUGUUGCUUGUGCCGUCAAGCCCCAGAUGUACCGGUUCCUAAUCGGAUCCCGAACUGGGUUACCAAAUCUCUGAGUCUCUUUCAUCUGUUCUUUACUUGUUCUUGAUUAACUAAACGAGAGCGUGAGUGGGGUUGAGGAAACAAACACAGUAAGAUAGAGAGCGAACUGAGAUUAGGAUUACGAAUUGGAGCUUGGGAGAUCGAUUCUUCUCAAUCAUGAUACUACAAAAUAAGAAAAAGUAGAUUCCUGUAUUUAAGUAGAGAUAUAUCUGAAAACAGCUUGCACAUUUACAUUAAUGCAAAAUCUUACCUCACAAAUGGAAUAAUAUAAGCACUAAAACAGAAACCUUGAUACACAUUUUUAAAACAGUAGUACACAUAUGACAUAUUCAUGAUACAUAGCAUUCAUGUAUUUAAGUAGAUGUAUACCUGAAACAACUUGCACAUAUUUACGUUAAUGAAAACUUUUACUACAAACAGAAUAAUAUAAUCACCAAGUAUGAAACAAAUAAAACUAAAAGAUAAUAUUAUCAUAUAAACCGCUCCAUAAUUAUACACCUGAUAUGUAACGUUUUUAGACUGUAUAUAUGUUAACUAUUACAUAAUAUUUGUUUCUUUCUUUUUUUUGUUAAUACAUGCAGAAGGUCCACAAUCCCUAUAUAAACAAACAUUAACAACAUAGGUUAGCAACAACAACGAUUAACAAAAAAUUAAGUUACUUCCAAUUUUGUAAUCAUCUCUUCAAACCAAAAAAAAUGGGAAGCAAAAGAGUGACCAUAAUGUUCAUUACGAUGAUGGUAGUCAUUGGAAACUUUGUCGUUCAAACAGAAGCUCAAGCUUAUCCUUUUAGAAGUUGUUUCCCAGGUUGUAUUGUGAGUUGUGCCAUUGAGAAGAAGUUUCCAACUGGUUUGAUGUGUCCAUUCACUUGUUUCAUGACAUGUCUUCCUCCUCCAACAUCAAAUAUUCCUUCUCCUCCUUCUCAAAUGAUUUCGGCAAACGAAAAAAUUGAUAAUAAUAAUGUUUACUGUAAACUUGGUUGUGCUACUCAUCAUUGUCUUCCUCUUUCUUCUCUCCAAAAUCCCAAUGUUGACAAAGUUGUGGACUGUGUCGAUUCAUGCUCAGACAGAUGCUCCAACAAGAACUAGAAGCAAAUUUAUUAAAUGUUAUUUUAUGAUAAAAAACGAUGUUUAAGUAUCAUAAGAUAUGAGCUAGAGUAGUUUGUAUCACUACAAUUCAAUCAAAAUAUUGUGCUACAAGCAAAUCAACAGAUGAAUUUGUGGACCAAACAAAAACAAAAUGAUAAAAGAAGGACAUUUAAUAUUACUGUGGCAAUCUUAUAUAUUUGUAAGGAUUUUUAACGUUAAAAUUCUUCAACUAAAUUUAUUCUGGGUGAACUCCUCCAAACUAAAUAUUUAACGAUAAAACCCUCAAACUAACUUUAUUUAAUGAAUAAAACCGUAGCAUGUCAUAUUUUCCAAUACUACCGGUAAAUCUUUAGUUUAGGGUUAUCUACGUUAAUGAAAUAUAGUUAGUGAGUUUUACCAUUAAAAAUUUAAAAAAUAAAAAAAAUUCAAAAUUUUAUGAUAUUAUCUGAAUUUUUUUAUAAUAUUAUCUAAAA
Molecule: messenger RNA, 2551 nt
Organism: Brassica napus (rape)
Lineage: Eukaryota; Viridiplantae; Streptophyta; Magnoliopsida; Brassicales; Brassicaceae
Product: thionin-like protein 2
Exons: 2
Coding region: 1689-2078 (129 amino acids)
Source: RefSeq, a predicted model, not a curated record